GACGAGGCCAAGGCGAAGCGGCGCAUGGAGAUCGAGGCAAAGCUCAGCGACUUGAGGCUGCAGCAGGCCAAGGAAACAGAGCAAAAAGCGGCCUUCUUUGGCGAGCACGCAGGCAUCACCUGCGACGGCUGCGGCGUCGCCAUCAUUGGAUACAGGUACAAGUGCAAGGACUGCAGCAAUCACGACGUGUGCGAGAACUGCUACGACACGCACCUCUCCGGACGGGUGAACAACAGCCUCGGGAAGCAGGUCAUCAGCAACAAGGUGGAGGACCACCGCUUUGCGCUGCACAAGGACAAGGGCUUCACGCCGCUCGCGCCAGGGCUGACUGAGGCGAAGUCGGCACGGGUGAAGCCCAACGACCCCUGCAGUUGCGGCAGCAACAAAAAGUUCAAGAAGUGCUGCGGGGCUGGUAAAGCGGCGUAAAUUUUAGCGACCACAUUACGUACCCGCUUAGCAUUGAACGACGUUUUUCGCGGUCCUCGCUGUGACUCCCCAAGAUAAUAUCUUAGAAGAU
This is a messenger RNA of Emiliania huxleyi CCMP1516, 517 nucleotides long. RefSeq lists its product as hypothetical. Gene Ontology annotation, cellular component: aggresome; amphisome. Gene Ontology annotation, biological process: aggrephagy; mitophagy; endosome organization. Gene Ontology annotation, molecular function: protein kinase C binding; zinc ion binding; K63-linked polyubiquitin modification-dependent protein binding. The transcript has 3 exons. Lineage: Eukaryota; Haptophyta; Isochrysidales; Noelaerhabdaceae. The record is from RefSeq and is a predicted model, not a curated record. The coding region runs from base 25 to 426 and encodes 133 amino acids.